This is a messenger RNA of Salvelinus sp. IW2-2015, 1914 nucleotides long. The record is from RefSeq and is a predicted model, not a curated record. Lineage: Eukaryota; Metazoa; Chordata; Actinopteri; Salmoniformes; Salmonidae.
UACUACCAUUCACUUGAAAGCGGUGAAAGUAAUGCACAGAGGUGACAACAGCAGGACCGUAGAUUAUAGAAUACGAUCAUUUAAUAGGGAUAGUGAUUUAUUUUGUAAAGCUUUAUUAUUAUUACAUUUUGUUGAUAAGGCAUCAUCAUGUAUCCGGACUCGAGCCCAGUCUACGAUGACUCCUCGAGCUCGUCUAUCAGCAGCAGCAGCAGCAGCAGCAGUACGAGCAGCACCUGCGCAGCAUCGCCUACCGGAGAUAUCCCCCGGUGUAGCCAGCGAUCUCUAGAUUCACACACGAACGUAUCGUCAAUGGACAGCAACAUGUCGCAGGAUGUCUGCGGAGAAACAGACUCUCCAUGGCAGUCUCCCUUUGUUCCAACGGUGACUGCAAUCUCAACCUCCCUGGAUCUGCACUGGAUGUUCCAACAGACCACCGUCAUCACAUCAGCAUCAGUCUCCUCCUCCUCCUCUUCCUCCUCCUCCUCCUCCUCUUCCUCCUCUUCCUCCUCCAGUGGACGUGCAAAGCUUAGCAGAGCGCAUGGCGCAACCCAGUUGUCUUCCAGAGUGGAAGGCAGCAAGAAAGGGAAAAAACAGGCAAGCCUUGUUAAAUAUCAAGGAGAACCUUCGUCAGAAGAGGACGAGAGGAGAAAUAUCAGGAGAGAGAGGAAUAAAGUGGCUGCAGCCAAGUGUCGCAACAGACGGAGGGAGCUCACCGACACCCUGCAAGCCGAAACUGAUCAGCUUGAGGGGGACAAAGAGGCCUUGCAGACAGAGAUCACACAUCUCCUGAAAGAGAAAGAGAGGCUGGAACAGAUCCUAUCCACCCACCAACCAGCCUGCAAACUAGCCGUCGCUGAGGACGAUGUGGAAAAUGAGAUCGACGAUGACAUUGAAGGUAUUCUACAAGACGCCCCAGAUUCUGCCCAGCUGCUCUCCAUCUUGGAGAAUGCAGACAAACUCCAACUCCCAGAAGGCAAUGCAACAGUAGCGACUGUGUCCAAGGGCCCCUUGUUCCAAGAAAUGGACACCGUCCCCGUCCCAAGCAUCUCCAUCUCUGCCUCGGCCAUCUUGGGUAACUCCAACCUCCUACUGUGCUCCAGUGCUGAGGAAGAACCCAUGGAGGAUCUAGACUUCGACCAGGGUGACCUACAGGACCUGGUCCCCAGCCUGGAACUCAACAUGGCUGUGGCCCCUGAGACCGCCCCGUCCGUUCCCGACAUCGACCUCCUCGGGGGCCCCUUCUGCCUCUCAGACUGGGAGACCCUGUACAAGUCUGUGGCCAAUGAUCUGGAGCCCCUCUGCUCCGCCACGAUGAUGUCUUCCAGUGACAGUCCUACAUGUAGCAGUUAUUACCGCUCUGUGUUUUCUUUCAAUUACUCCGAGAUAGAUCAUGUGGCUGAGGAGAAGGUCUGUUGUGAGAGCUCCGAGGGUCUCAAAGGAGUUGUUGGCGGUAGAUCUGAUUUGAUUAACGGUAAUCUCAAUUCUCCCACUCUGUUGGCCUUGUGAAUCUGUUAUGAACUGGUUGAAGAAAUAGGGCCAGUUCCCCACACACAGAUUAAACCAUAGUCUUAUUAAAAAGUAAUAAUAGCAUGUUCAAUAAUGAUUCUCCAUUGAAAGUGCUUCCCUAGUCCAGGACUAGGACUAGAUCUGUGUCCGGUAAACUGGUCCAUGAGGUUGAUAUUGAAUCAAUAAGCUAUGGUCUAUUUAUCUAUCUAUCUAUCCCCUGAUGUUUUGUUAACCUUUAACACCAAAUUAAAUGGUUACUGUGACUGUAACAGUGUUAACUUCUUCCAGAUAUAUUGGUGCACCUGUGAGGGCUGUUCACUCUCUUGAGUAGUGAUGGUGGAAAAAGUACCCAAUUGUCAUACUUAAGUAAAAGUAAAGAUACCUUCAUAGAACAUGAGUCAAGUAAAA